This is a messenger RNA of Pezoporus flaviventris, 780 nucleotides long. RefSeq names its product mitochondrial ribosomal protein L17 (gene MRPL17). The record is from RefSeq and is a predicted model, not a curated record. Bases 64 to 579 code for a protein of 171 amino acids. Gene Ontology annotation, biological process: translation. NCBI's taxonomy places the organism in Eukaryota, Metazoa, Chordata, Aves, Psittaciformes, Psittacidae. Gene Ontology annotation, cellular component: mitochondrial large ribosomal subunit; ribosome. Gene Ontology annotation, molecular function: structural constituent of ribosome. The transcript has 3 exons.
CGCGGCGGAGAGUCGGGCUGGGCCGGGCCGCGCCGCGCCGGGCGGGACCGUGAGGGCGGCGGGAUGCGUCUGUCGGUGCUGGCCGCCAUCUCCCAUGGCCGCGUGUUCCGGCACCUGGGGCUGGGCCCGCGGUCGCGCCUCGACCUGCUGCGCAACCUGGUGACGGCGCUGGUGCGGCACGAACGGAUCGAAGCGCCCUGGGCGCGGGCCGACGAGAUGAGGGGUUACGCCGAGAAGCUUAUCGAGUACGCCAAGCUGGGUGACACCAACGAGCGCGCCAUGCGCAUGGCAGACUUCUGGCUGACGGAGAAGGACCUCAUCCAUAAGCUGUUCAAGGUGCUGGCACCCCGGUUCCAGCCCCACUCCGGCAACUACACCCGCAUGCUGCAUAUUCCCAACCGGGAUGGCCUUGACCGUGCCAAAAUGGCAGUCAUCGAGCUCAAGGGAAACCCGUUGCCACCGCUUAUCCGCCAGCGCCGCGACAGCGAGAAGACGCUGCUCAACCAGCUCCUGAAGGGCUACAGGGAGGACAUGCAGCAGGCGGCAGCCCCACAGGCCUCCGGGGGCACCCCGGUGUAGGCAGCCCCCUCUGCCCCUGGGUGCACAGGGACGGGGCUUGGCAUCAGCAACCCAUGCACCAACCAGCCUGUUGCUGUCCUGGAGUGUGUGGAGGCAUGGUGUCCUCAAGGUUGAUUACUACCCUUGAGUUGCCAUGGUGGAAGCACAAGGUACUUGCUUCUUCGUGUGGUGUGAAUAGUGUUGGCAAAGAGAAGGAAAUCA